AUGGGUGAAAGCCUGAGCAAGUUGAUCAUCAAUUCGCUCAAAACAACUAUCAAAACCCUGUGCAGUGACGAAGCAAACCAGGCGACCUUCAACCGCAUUGCCGAAGUGGACCCAGAAGCUGGUCAACGAGCGCAUCCCUGCAUAGCAUCGAGACUGGCAAACAGUCUCGAUGUAGUCGAACUCCAGCCCAAGACUACAGCGCGACUGCUGAAGCUUUUCGGUGCGAACCCUCUUUUGAGCCGUGAUGACAUGUGA
Molecule: messenger RNA, 255 nt
Organism: Parastagonospora nodorum SN15
Lineage: Eukaryota; Fungi; Ascomycota; Dothideomycetes; Pleosporales; Phaeosphaeriaceae
Exons: 2
Coding region: 1-255 (84 amino acids)
Source: RefSeq, a predicted model, not a curated record